AUGUCAUCAGAAAUAGCACAAGAAACUCAAGUUCAUUCAUCGGAUCAUCAUCAAGGAACCACAGUGAGUGAUUUAUUUAAUUCCGAUACCAUUCAAUUGCAUACAGUACCAAACUCUAACAACAUGGAGCCAUCCGAUGAAGGAAAUAUUGAGAGAUAUAAAGUUAAACGAGUCUUGAUUGGAGAGAGAAGAGCUCCGAUCAUUUUGCAAAAUUUAAAUGGGCCUUGUCCAUUGAUUGCCAUUUGUAAUUUAAUGUCUUUGAGAGGGGAGAAUAUUGGAAUGGAAGAUUAUAUUGAAAAAGGUUUCAUUACGAAUAAUAAUCUCGUGAGUGUAUUGGCUGAGUACAUGCUCAAAAAGUUUAACAAGAAACAACAAACGGAAGACGCACAAUAUGGAAUUUUGUUUCAAACUGCUCUUGAUCACUUGCCAAUUCUCAAACAUGGUUUGGAUGUCAAUGUUCAAUUUACGGAAGGUGUGAGUGGUUUCAAAACAGAGAAAUCCGAGUUAUCAGUAUUUAAGUUUUUCAACAUGAUCUUAAUGCAUGGAUGGCUGCUUGAUCCAGAAUUUGAUAUCGAGACGUUUAAAGCUCUCAAAGAAUUGUCCUACAAUCAAGCAGUAGAAAAGAUUGUCCUCAUGGAAGAAUUAAUGGCAGCUGAGGAAAAAUUGAGAAAGAAAUUGGAAAGUGACUCUUCUACCACACUCAACGAACGAGAAGGUUCUCAGAUAUCUUCUCACAAUGAUAUCACUGAAUCCAAUAAUACUGAAAAACCACUCACAGAAUAUUCAACACCCGAGGAAAUGGCUCUCAAAAUGAGUCCUCAACAGAAACAUCAAAUCAUCAACGAGGGCUUGCUGAUAAAACAAUUCCUCGAAAAUUCAUCCACACAAUUAACAGAAUAUGGCCUUAAAAUGAUUAAUCAAAAUUUAGGAGAACGUAAAUUAGCAGUGCUCUUCAGAAAUAAUCACUUUAGCGUGAUUUGUAAGAUUCAAGACGCUUUACUCACACUCUGUACAGACGAGACCUUGCUCAACGAAACAAACAUUGUAUGGGAGAAUUUAUCUUCGAUCAAUGGAGAAAAUCAACAUUACUAUUUGGGAGAUUUCACACCUUUCCAAAUGCUUGAAACUCAUUCACAAAAUUAUGAAUAUCAUAGAAAUCAACAACAACAACAACCAGAAUUUAUGUCACACCAACAACAACCACCAACAUUAUCACAUGAAGAUUCCGAUUUACAAUUGGCUUUACAACUUCAACAAGAAGAAGAAAGGGCCUAUCAGCAACAAUUGGCCGAACAACAGCAACAACAACCACAACGAAGUCCUCGAAUGCAACAACAACAAUUACAACCACCAAUGGGAUCGAAUGAUCCAACUGCUUCACCAGGAAUGGUGUCACAAAGUAGUAGUACAGCCAGUACUUCUAGUAAUCCAUAUGAUCGAGAGCCAUCGAUCCCAUUCGGAAAUGUGCCCACCAUUCGAGAAAAGAAAACUUCAACAAACCCAAACGCCAACACAAAAUAUGGAUCAAAUAACAAGUAUGCCAAUCAAGCAAGUCAACUGCGAGAUUUAAACACUGAACGAAGGCAACGAGAACAACAAAUGCGACAAGAAGAUCCAAAGGCCUACGCAAAGAAAUCAAAAGAGGCCAAAAGGAAGUCUGAGGAUGGUUGUAUUAUUUGUUAA
This is a messenger RNA of Naegleria lovaniensis, 1683 nucleotides long. RefSeq lists its product as uncharacterized. The record is from RefSeq and is a predicted model, not a curated record. The transcript has a single exon. NCBI's taxonomy places the organism in Eukaryota, Heterolobosea, Eutetramitea, Acrasida, Naegleriidae. The coding region runs from base 1 to 1683 and encodes 560 amino acids. Gene Ontology annotation, molecular function: K48-linked deubiquitinase activity; cysteine-type carboxypeptidase activity; cysteine-type deubiquitinase activity. Gene Ontology annotation, biological process: protein K48-linked deubiquitination. Gene Ontology annotation, cellular component: cytosol; cell periphery.